CUAAAUCUAUAAAAAAUAGCUAGUUUGAUAAAAAUAUAUUCAAGUUGACCUUUGAAGUUUGAACUAGUAGUCAUUAUUAAUCAAGGCGCUAGGCGCUACUGGGGGCAGCGGAUAGCUAGAAUGUCUGAAAAAUACAAUUACAUUGAAAAGAAUAAUGAGAUGGAUGCUUGGCCAAGAAGCUGAGAACACGCCACCCAUGGUAUUGGAUGCUGGUUUCUUGUAUAUGUGAUAAACACCAAAACCUUCUCUGAUGGAGCCUUUGACCUUGGAUACAUAGAAUUCAAGUAUAAAAGCACUGGUCCUGGAUAGCUCAAGAGGGUGGAUAGCUCAAGAGGGAGCUCAGUUCUUCACAAGUAAGCUGAAAUCGUCAGCAGAGCAAUUGCUAAAUAAUCGAAGACCGAAUAAAGUGACUGUCAAGAUUUUUUCAAGGCGUACAUCAAAAUGGGAAAAUUGGUGGCAGCAAUAGGUAAAUUGCUCUGCUGUGUACAAGUUGACCAGUCAACAGUAGGCAUCAAGGAAAGAUUUGGGAAAUAUGAGGAGGUGCUUGAUCCUGGAUGUCACUGCGUGCCAUGGAUUAUUGGAAGCCGUGUUGCUGGUGAGCUUACACUAAGGCUUAGGCAGCUAGAUGUACGUUGUGAGACAAAGACAAAGGACAAUGUUUUUGUUACGGUUGUUGCAUCCAUUCAAUAUCGAGCAAUGGAGGACAAAGCAAGCGAUGCAUACUACAAGCUGAGCAACCCAAAAUCCCAAAUCCAAUCUUAUGUCUUUGAUGUUAUCAGGGCAAGUAUUCCCAAACUAGAAUUGGACGAUGCUUUUCUGCAAAAGAAUGAAAUAGCAAGAGCUGUGGAGGAGGAGCUUGAGAAGGCAAUGCUAGCUUAUGGUUAUGAGAUUGUGCAAACACUGAUUGUUGACAUAGAACCAGAUGAGAAAGUUAAGAGGGCGAUGAACGAAAUUAAUGCUGCUGCAAGGCUACGUGUUGCAGCAAAUGAGAAGGCAGAGGCAGAGAAGAUCAUUCAGAUCAAGAGGGCCGAGGGAGAGGCUGAAGCCAAGUAUCUGUCUGGGCUUGGUAUUGCAAGGCAGCGGCAGGCUAUAGUUGAUGGGCUAAGAGACAGUGUACUUGGCUUCUCUGGCAAUGUUCCUGGGACUUCAGCUAAGGAUGUGAUGGAUUUAGUCCUGCUGACGCAGUACUUUGACACUAUGAAAGAGAUCGGUUCAACAUCCAAAUCUUCAGCAAUUUUCCUCCCUCAUGGCCCUGGUGCUGUUGCAGAUAUUGCCAGUCAGAUCCGUGAUGGAUGUCUUCAGGCUCAUCAAACAAAGUGAAAAAUCCAAGGAAGCAGUAACUUGGAUUGGUGAGGGCCUUUCCACUGGUUUGUAUGUGCUUGAGGAUAUUGUGUGAGGUUGUAAAAAUAGUAUCAAGCUUGUAGAAUAGUUUGUGCUUAAUGUAGAUCAGGUAUUCUCUGGGAUAGGUUCCAAUCCAUACGGAAUGAAGAAUGUGUGCUUUACAUGAAUCUAGUUGAUGGUUGUGGUGUGCUUACAUACAGUAUGCUGCAUGUGUGCUGUGAGAAAAAUAAUGUUGUCAGCCUGUAUAUCCUCAAUAUAUAGCCUUGAUUGCGGAAUUUGGUCA
Oryza sativa Japonica Group (Japanese rice) is the source of this 1624-nucleotide messenger RNA. RefSeq names its product hypersensitive-induced reaction 1 protein. The record is from RefSeq and is a predicted model, not a curated record. NCBI's taxonomy places the organism in Eukaryota, Viridiplantae, Streptophyta, Magnoliopsida, Poales, Poaceae.